Molecule: messenger RNA, 591 nt
Organism: Nomia melanderi (Alkali bee)
Lineage: Eukaryota; Metazoa; Arthropoda; Insecta; Hymenoptera; Halictidae
Source: RefSeq, a predicted model, not a curated record
AUGAAGAAAGCUAUAAUAGCCUCGUAUUAUCACUUAUGCUCCACCAAAGAAAAUCCAAGGCACGAAUACUGCCUGGUAGGAAAUGACAGCUGGUGCAAGUGGCAGAAAGCUCUAGCCACAGGAGCAAAUUUGGACCUUAUAGAACAUCCUGCACCACUACAUCCAGACGUGCAGAAGCACAUCCUACCAAUUUACGAAGAUUUAUCUGAAAAGAAUCUAUUUGAGAGGUGCUUGGGCGGACACACUCAGAACAAUAACGAGAGUUUCAACUUAACUGUUUGGCGCUUCGCUCCAAAGCACCUGCACUUGGGAAUAAAAAUUAUUGAAAUUGCAGCAUAUUUGGCAGCUGGCUUAUUUAACGAAGGAUAUGCUUCAGUUUUAAGAACUAUGAGUGCUUUGAAUAUUGUAAUUGGAAAACAAGCAAAAACAUACGCCGACAAAAUCGACGAACAGAGAAUAAUUCGACAGGAGCGACGCACAUUAUUAACUACCAAAGAGGCUCGAAAAGCAAGAAGAGAACAACGUAUGGAGGAAAAUCAGCUCUAUGAGGAAACAGAAGGAAUAUUGUAUGGCGCAGGAAUCGCAGACUAG